Ambispora leptoticha is the source of this 124-nucleotide messenger RNA. NCBI's taxonomy places the organism in Eukaryota, Fungi, Glomeromycota, Glomeromycetes, Archaeosporales, Ambisporaceae. The record is from the annotation of a GenBank genome assembly.
UCAUCAUUGGAAUAUCGAUUCCGCCAAUUAUUGCGGUUUGGCUCGACCAUUCGAGUUGUACUUGAAAGCAACAGCGUCAGGAGAUACUAAUGACUCUAUUAAAAAUAGCAUUGUAUACAAUUAG